AUGUCUGAAUUUGAACUUCUAAUUCUACCCAAAAAUUAUCUUGUCACUAGAUCGCAUUGGACCCCAUAUUACAAGUUUGUUAACAAAUCCUAUGAUAAACCUCGUUUCCAGUACGAGUGUGUCUCCGGCAAGAGAAUAUCAUCACCAACUAGUUUCUUAUCAGAUUUAGACCUUGAGGCCAAUUUGGAUGCACUUUUGUUCAUUUUGUUAGGACCCAAGGACGUGUGUGGAAAAUUACAGAGAGACUUUGACUUAGAGUCACAAAGUUUGCAAGACGCUUAUGCUUGUGAUAUUCCCAAGGAAUACUUUGAAAAGCUCAGGUUUAAUGCCAGUAAAGUCAAGAUAAAGGAGAUAAACGAUGAUUAUGAUUUGCAAGAUGAUUUGUAUCGAGUUUUGGCUUCGAGUGGCUAUUUGGUCAAGGAGACCUUUGACAACCAAUUGACAUUGGAAUUGACGGCUUUCACAUCAUUCAUGAGGAGUUUGGGUAGCUUGACUUUCGAGUUUGUUGUAGAAAACUAUCUUCAAAACUUGAAGUUUCUCGAGUACACAAAUAAUCCACAAAUUUCAUCCCAGAAGUACGACAAGGUAUUGAUAGAGGCUUAUGUUAUACGUGAACAUGGGUUAGUGGACUUCUAUAUCAAGAAGUGUAAGUUCCAGCCAACUACUUAUCCAGAUAAGUUGUUUAAGCCGGAGUUAACUACUACUUCAAAGAGAAUUAUUGCCAAAGCUGAGUUUAGCCUUGCCAUCUUUCAUAGGGAAGUAGACAUCAUUUAG
Messenger RNA from Yamadazyma tenuis ATCC 10573, 774 nucleotides. RefSeq lists its product as uncharacterized. The record is from RefSeq and is a predicted model, not a curated record. NCBI's taxonomy places the organism in Eukaryota, Fungi, Ascomycota, Pichiomycetes, Serinales, Debaryomycetaceae.